AUGGCGACCACAGUCUACAGUCGAAGCGAUGUGCCACUGGAAGUGAUGCAUGACUCAAGCCGUAUCUCGCUGGAAGGAUGGCAGACUCCGGUCUCACAGCAGGGAUCGAAGAUCGAAGAUCCAUUAUCCUCACCAAAUCAGGAGCUUUCUCGAACGAGGGCAAUCAUUUUGACUACCACACUGACCGGAAUCACAUUCGUCGGCAGCAUGAGUAGUGGACUCCUCACAGUGUGCUUACCUGGUAUCGCGGCUGAUUUGAAUCUACCCGACAAUCUAUUAUUAUGGCCUGCUUCAGUUUAUUCCCUCGCGAACGGGUGCUGCUUGUUGCUGGCGGGCUCAUUGGCUGAUUUCCUGGGGAACAAAUCCAUCAAUCUUGUCGGAUGCUUCCUCUUGUCGGCGUUCAUCCUGGCCUGCAGCUUGGCACAGACUGGUAUUGAGUUGAUUGUGUUUCGUACUUUCCAAGGCAUUGCGACUUCUAUGUGCCUUCCCACGGCAUUCAGUAUUCUGACGGACAGUAUGCCAACAGGAAAGCGUCGGAAUCUUGGAUUUGCUUGUCUAGGACUCGGUCAACCGUUCGGAUUCUCCAUCGGGCUGGUACUAGGUGGAAUUUUCCAAGAUUCGGCACUGGGAUGGAGAUUCGGCUACUACCUUUGUGCAGGCGCAACAUUUAUCUUGACAAUCGUUAAUUUCUUCAAAUUGCCAAAGGACAAACCUCGAGAGCCUUUCUCAUUCAGCCGACUUCGAACUGAGAUUGAUUGGGUUGGGAUCUUUCUUUCCAGCGCAUGUCUCGGCAUCAUAUCUUAUGUUUUCUCAAACAUCACAGAUCACCCAUCAAGUAUUCGCAAGCCCGAAAAUCUUGCGUUGCUUUGCACAGCCGUUGCUAUGAUACCCGCAUUCUGGGGUUGGAUGCAAUGGCGAGAGAAAUCAGGAAAGCCGGCAUUGAUCCCGAACUCUCUGUGGAGCAAUACAUCCUUCACAACAAUCUGCGUCAUGGUUCUGUUCUCUUGGGCAGUUCUUAAUGGCAUGGAAACAAUCAUGAGUCUUUUCUUCCAAGAAGUCCAGCAACUGUCAGCAAUCCAAGCAGCUCUACGAUUCUUACCAAGUGUCAUUAUCGGCGUCGUCAUCAAUCUCGGAACUGGAUUACUGGUGCACCGUCUCCGGGCUAACUAUCUCGUAUUUAUAACUUCCAUUCUCUCGGCCGGAUCACCUUUGCUUAUGGCUAUCAUUGACCCUAAGUGGUCAUGGUGGUAUUGCGUUUUCUGGGCUAUGCUACUGGGGCCAUUGUCUGCUGAUGCAAUCUUCACUGUCGCGAACCUGAUCAUCGCAGAUUCCUUUUCACCGAAGACUCAAGGACUCGCGGGUGCGGUUUUCAACACGGUCGCUCAAUUUGGCACGUCGAUAGGAUUGACGAUUUUUGCUAUCAUCUCUGCGAGCGUGACUGACGGAUCAUCCUUUCAAGACAAAAGCUCCCCUGGUGCGCUUAUGGUUGGGUACCGGGCAGUUUUUUGGACCUGUUUUGGCCUCCUCGUGGCUGCCACGGCAAUCAGUGCGUGGGGGCUGCGCCGGGUUGGCAAGGUAGGACUGAAAACGGAGUAG
Penicillium angulare is the source of this 1596-nucleotide messenger RNA. Its product is annotated as major facilitator superfamily domain-containing protein. Gene Ontology annotation, biological process: transmembrane transport. Gene Ontology annotation, molecular function: transmembrane transporter activity. Bases 1 to 1596 code for a protein of 531 amino acids. The record is from RefSeq and is a predicted model, not a curated record. The transcript has 5 exons. Gene Ontology annotation, cellular component: membrane. NCBI's taxonomy places the organism in Eukaryota, Fungi, Ascomycota, Eurotiomycetes, Eurotiales, Aspergillaceae.